UAACCGCGGUUACCGGACGAAAUAAUUUGUUUUUAACUAUUUUUAAAUGACAACGUUGCUGCGGGCCUGCCGACGGCCGGCUAUUGCGGUCACAUACAACAAUGGCUACUUACGAGCAAGCCCACCAAACGGAACACACGAUCGUCGCCUGGCAUCAACAGAUGCCGCGGCAGCAGCGGCAACUGUCCAACUCUCCAAUGCCAGCGGUCUAGUCGGAUUUUGGCAGACUCUGUCGAACAGCACGCCAGUGGCCUACAUGCAGGAUGCACUUAUCCAGAUCCACGACUACAGUGGCCUGCCCUGGUGGUCCUCCAUUGUGCUGUCCACGUUCCUGUUUCGAGGAGUCGUCACGUUGCCGCUGACGAUUUACCAGCACAAAAUAACGGCGCGCAUUGAGCGGCUAGCCCUGGAAAUGCCGGCCAUAGUGGAGGAGCUAAAGCGGGAGGCUGCGAUGGCCAAGCAAAAGUUCAAGUGGAGCGACAAGCAAACGACAGCCGUCUACAGGCGUUCGAUCAAGAAGCAAUGGCAGACCCUGAUAGUGCGCGACAACUGCCAUCCCAUGAAGACAAUCAUCGUGUUGUGGGGUCAGAUUCCGUUGUGGAUUUUCCAGUCUGUUGCCCUGCGCAAUUUGGUCUACAUGCUGCCGGAUCCGACGACGCUGCAAGCCCAAAUAACCGCCACAGAAAUGACAAUUGGCGGCUUUGGCUGGAUACCAAACCUCACUGUGGUGGACAAUUCCUAUAUACUGCCAGUGGCCCUGGGCCUGCUCAAUCUGAGCAUCAUAGAGCUGCAAUCCAUGUCGAGAACACGAACGCCCACGCGUCUGCAGAAGAUUUCCACUAAUGUGUUUCGCGGACUGAGCCUCGUGAUGGUUCCCGUGGCCUGCACCGUGCCCUCGGCUCUGUGUGUGUACUGGGUGGCCUCCAGCAGCUUUGGCUUGGCCCAAAAUAUGCUGCUGCUCUCCCCCGAAGUGCGACGUGCGGUGGGAAUACCCAAAACGCAAACGGAACUGAGUCAACCCUACGAUCAGAUCUGGCUAAAGAUACAGCAAAGAGUGGGACUGGCUGAGCAGACGCCGCCAGCAGAUAAGCCAGCAGCCAAGUGAUCCACUACCCCCAUACCCUAGUCAUUCUAGUCUAAAUUAGGUGAAACAUAAGUUGUUUGUUGAAUGCAAAUACAAACAGAGAGCAGGGCAGCCAUAAAAUGCAACUUUGCGCCACUGUAAAUCAUCGCGGAGGAGCAUCCAUGCCAUCCCAUCCCAUUCAUUAUCAGCAGUAGCAGAGCAUCACCAUAAAUAUAUGUGAGGGAAAAACCCUCGAAAAAAGAAUACAAACAAAAAUGCAGCGAUAAGGCAGUAAAAACAAAAAGGUCUUGAAGAUUACUAAAACAGAUAAUUCCCGACUCAAUUGGCUAUGUGCGGCGAGAGCGACCGAGUCUCAUCAGCAUCUAUCAACGAACAGGGAGCAGAGAUAGAGAUUCUCCUUCUAUCAAUUGAAACGCGAGCCGAGCGCUGAGUCAGUUGAGGCUGAGACUUGAGCGGGAUCACAACUGAAAACAGAAAUUCAAACGCGUUUCGGGCAACAUCUUUAAACAGUCGCUAUCAGUAGCUGUGGAAUAUAAAGGAAUAUACAUACAAAAUCUAUAUUCAA
Molecule: messenger RNA, 1649 nt
Organism: Drosophila guanche
Lineage: Eukaryota; Metazoa; Arthropoda; Insecta; Diptera; Drosophilidae
Product: cytochrome c oxidase assembly protein COX18, mitochondrial
Exons: 2
Coding region: 47-1105 (352 amino acids)
Biological process (GO): mitochondrial respiratory chain complex IV assembly; protein insertion into mitochondrial inner membrane from matrix
Cellular component (GO): mitochondrial inner membrane
Molecular function (GO): membrane insertase activity
Source: RefSeq, a predicted model, not a curated record